This is a messenger RNA of Pongo pygmaeus (Bornean orangutan), 3569 nucleotides long. It is a transcript of the gene PIAS3, whose product is annotated as protein inhibitor of activated STAT 3. The transcript is spliced from 12 exons. Gene Ontology annotation, molecular function: SUMO ligase activity; transcription coregulator activity; zinc ion binding. The coding region runs from base 118 to 1992 and encodes 624 amino acids. Gene Ontology annotation, biological process: regulation of transcription by RNA polymerase II; protein sumoylation. The record is from RefSeq and is a predicted model, not a curated record. NCBI's taxonomy places the organism in Eukaryota, Metazoa, Chordata, Mammalia, Primates, Hominidae. Gene Ontology annotation, cellular component: chromatin.
AGGGGGCCGGACGGGGCGGAGCAGGCGGCAUUUGCGGCCGGCGCCGGGGUGGAGAGUUGUGCGCCGGUUCCUGGGCCUGAGCUCCGGCUCCGGCUAGGGCGCCUGCGAUGUCUCAAGAUGGCGGAGCUGGGCGAAUUAAAGCACAUGGUGAUGAGUUUCCGGGUGUCUGAGCUUCAGGUGCUUCUUGGCUUUGCUGGCCGGAAUAAGAGUGGACGGAAGCACGAGCUCCUGGCCAAGGCUCUGCACCUCCUGAAGUCCAGCUGUGCCCCUAGUGUCCAGAUGAAGAUCAAAGAGCUUUACCGACGACGCUUUCCCCGGAAGACCCUGGGGCCCUCUGAUCUCUCCCUUCUCUCUUUGCCCCCUGGCACCUCUCCUGUAGGCUCCCCUGGUCCUCUAGCUCCCAUUCCCCCAACCCUGUUGGCCCCUGGCACCCUGCUGGGCCCCAAGCGUGAGGUGGACAUGCACCCCCCUCUGCCCCAGCCUGUGCACCCUGAUGUCACCAUGAAACCAUUGCCCUUCUAUGAAGUCUAUGGGGAGCUCAUCCGGCCCACCACCCUUGCAUCCACUUCUAGCCAGCGGUUUGAGGAAGCGCACUUUACCUUUGCCCUCACACCCCAGCAAGUGCAGCAGAUUCUUACAUCCAGAGAGGUUCUGCCAGGAGCCAAAUGUGAUUAUACCAUACAGGUGCAGCUAAGGUUCUGUCUCUGUGAGACCAGCUGCCCCCAGGAAGAUUAUUUUCCCCCCAACCUCUUUGUCAAGGUCAAUGGGAAACUGUGCCCCCUGCCGGGUUACCUUCCCCCAACCAAGAAUGGGGCCGAGCCCAAGAGGCCCAGCCGCCCCAUCAACAUCACACCCCUGGCUCGACUCUCAGCCACUGUUCCCAACACCAUUGUGGUCAAUUGGUCAUCUGAGUUUGGACGGAAUUACUCCUUGUCUGUGUACCUGGUGAGGCAGUUGACUGCAGGAACCCUUCUACAAAAACUCAGAGCAAAGGGUAUCCGGAACCCAGACCACUCGCGGGCACUGAUCAAGGAGAAAUUGACUGCUGAUCCUGACAGUGAGGUGGCCACUACGAGUCUCCGGGUGUCACUCAUGUGCCCGAGCUUCGAUGCUGCCCUUUAUCUACAGAUGAAUGAGAAGAAGCCUACGUGGACAUGUCCUGUGUGUGACAAGAAGGCUCCCUAUGAAUCUCUUAUCAUUGAUGGUUUAUUUAUGGAGAUUCUUAGUUCCUGUUCAGAUUGUGAUGAGAUCCAAUUCAUGGAAGAUGGAUCCUGGUGCCCAAUGAAACCCAAGAAGGAGGCAUCUGAGGUUUGCCCCCCGCCAGGGUAUGGGCUGGAUGGCCUCCAGUACAGCCCAGUCCAGGAGGGAAAUCCAUCAGAGAAUAAGAAGAAGGUCGAAGUUAUUGACUUGACAAUAGAAAGCUCAUCAGAUGAGGAGGAUCUGCCCCCUACCAAGAAGCACUGUUCUGUCACCUCAGCUGCCAUCCCGGCCCUACCUGGAAGCAAAGGAGUCCUGACGUCUGGCCACCAGCCAUCCUCGGUGCUCAGGAGCCCUGCUAUGGGCACGUUGGGUGGGGAUUUCCUGUCCAGUCUCCCACUACAUGAGUACCCACCUGCCUUCCCACUGGGAGCCGACAUCCAAGGUAUGACAUGGAUCAUAAGAUGGACCCUGCACGGCCACACCCUCCCCAGAGCUACAUCAGAACCCCUGUUCCUUCUCAAAGCCUCCUGCUUCUCCUGCAAGGGGCCACAGUCCAAAGUGCUUUGUCUUUUGGCGGUAAAGGGGUCAGAUAGGAGGUUAAUUUUGAUUUUUCUUUUCCUGCCAGGUUUAGAUUUAUUUUCAUUUCUUCAGACAGAGAGUCAGGUAAGUGGUUCUUUCUUCAGAAGGUCUCAGAUCUCUGAAGCUUCCUUUCUAGGCACUGAUGGGGCCCCUCCCUCUCUUAUGAUCUCUGGGGAUGUAAAUCUGCUUUCCCGUGAGGACAGUGAGGUGUAGGUAGCUUAUUACCUCCUCAGCCCCACUGGUAGUUCCUGAGAUUCCUACUUAGGCCUGCUUCCUAGAUCCCCUGUUAAUUUUCUGCCCUGGCCUACUCACCCCCACCCCCGUGUGCACUUAGAGCACCAUGCCUGCUCUAACCGGACAUUCCACACAUUUCAGACGCCCACAAAGCCAAGAACCUAACAAGUUGGAGGAGCUCUCUCAAGGCAGGGAAAGGGGAAGGGUGUGGGGAAGUAGGGGAAAGAGGGAGAGGCUCUCCCGCUUCUCAAGAGAAUACCUUGGGAUCCACAGGGGUUGAUUGCUCUCAUACGGCAUUUCUGAGAUGAGUGACUAGGAGGUGGGGAAGUCAGGAUGAGAUCUUAAACUAUGCCCUUGAUUCUUCCUAGCACUAUGGCCCCUCCGUCAUCACCUCACUAGAUGAACAGGAUGCCCUUGGCCACUUUUUCCAGUACCGAGGGACCCCUUCUCACUUUCUGGGCCCACUGGCCCCCACGUUGGGGAGUUCCCACCGCAGCGCCACUCCGGCACCCCCUCCUGGCCGUGUCAGCAGCAUUGUGGCCCCUGGGGGGGCCUUGAGGGAGGGGCAUGGAGGACCCCUGCCCUCAGGUCCCUCUUUGACUGGCUGUCGGUCAGACAUCAUUUCCCUGGACUGAGUUCCUCGGAUUAUGGCAACUUCGCUGUCCCCAACACUGAGGAGGUAUGCUGUGGAGUCCUAACCCCAGCUACUCUGAUCCCUCUGGGGGUUCUGGCCAAGGGCCAGACAGACGUUCACAGAUGCCUACUUUUGGCCUCAUCUCUGCCUGACAAGGCCAGCACCCAAAGGGUUAAUAUUGAACCUGUUUUUAAGGACACUGGGGUCUGUUUUUGGAAAUGUUCUUUAGAUGGUGGCACAUUCCUUUGGGUAUGUUAACCUAGGCAGUGGGAGGCAAAUGGGAUGGGAUGUGAGCUGGAAGAAGGGCUGAACCCUCAGCCUUGACUAUGUCUAGAGCCUCUUGGGAAAGGGGCACCUCUCUUGAACCCCAAAUGCUCUCUUGUUAUCCCCCAAAUCCAUGGCUCUAUUUCUUCUUCACAUCCAUUGUCUCUUCAUGUCCAUUCCAUUCCCUUCGGCCAAACAGACAGGUGGAAAAACUGAGACAGGCAGUUUCAGAGAUGGACAGAGAACUUUAUUUUGGAUUGUGGAUGUGGACUUUUUUGUACAUAAAUAAGAAAAACCAAAAUACUCCAAAGAUGACUUCCCCUGCCUCCUACUCCAGUAUGACAGAGGAGGAUGUAAGGCCUUAGCCAUGAUCCCCAGGGGUUUGGGAGUCAGGCCCGGCCUAUUGCUUGGGUCUCUCUCUAUUUAUAUAUUUAAGUUCACAGUGUUUCUUAUUCCACCCUAAGCUUCUAGAGGCUCAUGGCCCUGUGGUUAGGCCUGGCUCAUUCUGCACCUUUCCAGGGAGGUGGAAGGACCCUGUGCCCUCCUUCCCAAUCUUCUUUUUCAGGCUCGCCAAGGCCUAGGACCUAUGUUGUAAUUUUACUUUUUAUUUCUAAAGUUGUAGUGAAGCUCUCACCCAUAAUAAAGAUUGUGAAUGUUC